AUGCUGGCAGAGAGAGACAAAGACAGGCAGGGGACAGGCUGCUUAUCAGCGGAUCAAGAUUGGUCACUUAUUAGUUUUGCGUGGUGUCUUUGAACAGCUUAAUGGGGAUUAUGAGGGCGUGUCCCCGGAAGUGUGUUUACCUGCUGCUGGUGGUCUCAUGUUUGAUCAUAUUUACAAUUAUAUACGAACAAUAUCAAGACAAGAGCGUCGACAGAUCCCUCAGCGUCAGCGGGGAUAGAGACGAGGACAGCGGCUGGACUGAGGACGAUGUGUGGAACUUCACCCCGGCAACCCAGGAGGAGACGGUGGAGGGGCCGUGCUCCGUGAGACAGUUGAUAAGGAAGGACCAGCUCCUCGGGAAACACUUCAGUUUCUCCGUGCCCGUGCUGCAGUGGGCCGGGAGCCUCUCUAAACCCACGUGGGAGCGACUGAGGAGCCAUGCGCCUCCCUACGGCUGGAGGGGGCUUCCUCUCACCGUCGUGCGAUCCACCCUGGCCCUCCUGAACAGCUCCCACAGCGGGCGGCUUUUCGAGCGCAGGUCACCUGACCAGUGUGUGCGCUGCGCUGUGGUCGGCAACGGCGGCAUCCUCAGGGGAUCCAAGCAGGGCCAGGCCAUCGACAGCCAUGAUCUUGUUUUCAGAGUCAACGGAGCUGUGACGAAGGGCUUUGAGGAAGACGUGGGGACAAAGAUCUCCUUCUACGGGUUCACCACAAACACAAUGAAGCACUCCCUCAGGUUUUAUCGGAGAGACGGCUUCACCAAGGUCCCACAAGGCCCGGAAAUCCGAUACAUCUUCAUUCCAUCGAACAUCCGAGACUAUGUGAUGAUGGCAGCUGCCAUUCGGGGUCAAACUGUCACCACUGGGGACGACGCUGGCGACUGGCCCCCCAGGUAUUUUGGCACUCGACCACCUGAGCACUUCAAGAUGCUCCACCCAGAUUUCAUUACAUACGUGACACAAGGCUUCCUGAAAUCUCCUCUGAUGUCGCUCCGUGCCACCGGUCACCUCUACAUGCCCAGCACUGGAGCCCUGAUGCUGAUGACGGCCUUACACACAUGUGACGAGGUCUCCGCUUACGGCUUCAUCACAAGGAACUACGCGGACUUCUCGGACCACUACUACGACUCCGUGAGGAAACCCCUCAAGUUCUACGCCAACCACGACAUGAAGAUGGAGAGCUGGCUGUGGGAGGCGCUGCACCAUCGAGGCGUCAUGCGGUUGUACCAGAGAGCGGCGAACAGCUGACACAAAACGCCGUAGAAAACCAGCUGACGGACCUCGCUCGCUUGCUUCAGUUUGUGCAUUUCUGUCUCUGUUGCCAGGUGUAAAUGGGGAAGAAGGAGUUUUAUCUGCAUUUUAAAAUGCCGGAUACAAACAUCCUGUUUAUCUCCUGAAGCCAAGAGACAAAUUCAGUGUAUGAAUUAGGAGCUGUAUAAAGGCUAAGUACACUUCUUUUGCCAAAAAUGUAAAAAACUAAAAAUCAGAAUGCUAAAUUUUGUUGUAAAUAAGUGAUGACUGGUUAUUCAGUGUUUUAUAUUGUAUAUAGCAGACUCUUUUGAUAUGCGAUUUUGAGAAUUUCGCUUUGUCAUUUAAUGCAGUAUUUAAACAGUCUGCUCAGUAAUUGUUUUGAAAUUGUACUUUUGUUUUUUUAAAAUCAAGUUGGUGCUUUUUUUUUUUUUUUUUUUUUAAGUGCUUUUCAACCUGAUGUUUGCUGGGAAGCUGUUUCUGAAAGAGCAGCUUGGCUUCGCGAGGGCUUCUUUGUCAUUACCAUCACACACACCAACAUUAAAGGCCCUUUUGACUGUGUAAACCGAA
Myripristis murdjan (pinecone soldierfish) is the source of this 1817-nucleotide messenger RNA. It is a transcript of the gene st6galnac2, whose product is annotated as ST6 (alpha-N-acetyl-neuraminyl-2,3-beta-galactosyl-1,3)-N-acetylgalactosaminide alpha-2,6-sialyltransferase 2. Gene Ontology annotation, biological process: protein O-linked glycosylation. The coding region runs from base 102 to 1247 and encodes 381 amino acids. Lineage: Eukaryota; Metazoa; Chordata; Actinopteri; Holocentriformes; Holocentridae. Gene Ontology annotation, molecular function: alpha-N-acetylgalactosaminide alpha-2,6-sialyltransferase activity. The record is from RefSeq and is a predicted model, not a curated record. The transcript is spliced from 9 exons.